Messenger RNA from Drosophila ananassae, 1036 nucleotides. RefSeq lists its product as uncharacterized. The record is from RefSeq and is a predicted model, not a curated record. Bases 183 to 959 code for a protein of 258 amino acids. The transcript has 2 exons. NCBI's taxonomy places the organism in Eukaryota, Metazoa, Arthropoda, Insecta, Diptera, Drosophilidae.
GUUUAUGCCUGGAGUUUUGCGUCAAGACAAGUACAUGUUUUCGGCCCAGUUAUCAUCAGACAAAUUGUCGUUCGUACUCCAGUAAGCAGAAGCUUAUAUUUUCAAUCUCUGGACAAGAAAAACAAAAAGAGUUAGCCAAAAUAAAUUGUAUGUCUUGAACCUGAACGCAUUCUUAUAACGAUAUGUGGAAGUACCAUCAGAAAAUGGACUUUGAGACCUCCGUGAAGAUAUCGCCCAUGUGCCACUCGUGGCAGUCGGUGUGCUGGCUGACGCUCAAGGGUCAUGAGUUGGCCAAGUUUUUAAUAUUGGAUCGAUCCGUGGCAUAUCAGGUUAUGCUUUCCAUGGUGAUAGUGGCCAUUACUUGCCUGGCAUUCAGAUGGUUCUGGAAGAGGAGAAAUACUAUUCCCGUUUCUGAAAUUCAGCACCUCAGGGAGCGUGUUCAGUUUUGUAACCAUGACAUGGCCGUGUUGCAGAACACCCUCGAUACUGCACUCCUUUCAAAGCGUGCUACUGUGGCUUUGGUGGAGACCAACGUGAAGCUAACCGACGCCCUGCAGGAGCCGGAGGUUGAGCCCAAGCCCAAGGAAGACUCAGAGCCCGAGAAAGAAGCUCCCCCAGAAACACCAGAAGUCUCCGGGACUAGCGAAUCCGAAACACUGGAUGAGCCCUCCAGCUCAAAGGCUGAAGACUCACAACCCAAACCCAUACCCACUGUCCACGUAUUGGGAGCAGAGGCUAAAGCUCCUGUGAAGGAGAAAUCUGCUGAGCCGGAGCCAGUGAAGUCCUCCAUACCGACAAGGGUCGAUAACAAACGCAAAUCCCCCAGCCGGAAUAGUAGUAGACCGGCGGCACGUGACUUGAAAGAGACUAACUUGGCUAGAAUUGCUGGCCAAAACCAAACCCGUAAUCGCAUUCGGUUGGUCAAGUCCGCACCCACAUAUAGGAAUGAAAAAAUUUGAACAAUAUCUUGGAUUACUCACAGAUUAAAAUACUAAAUUGAUUAAAAAAUGAUAGUAACAUUAUUCUAUCCCAAAAA